Molecule: messenger RNA, 1024 nt
Organism: Panicum hallii
Lineage: Eukaryota; Viridiplantae; Streptophyta; Magnoliopsida; Poales; Poaceae
Exons: 3
Coding region: 67-867 (266 amino acids)
Source: RefSeq, a predicted model, not a curated record
CGACGCGACGACUCGCAGCGGCGCGCGACCCACCCACCGAGCCAGCGAUCCUUUGGCUUGCCUUCCAUGGCGCUCGCGUCCACCACCAUGCUGGCCGCGACGACUCUCCCGCGGCUCCUGCCCGGCUCUUCUUAUCCCUACGCAUCGCUCUACCUGCAGCCCCGUGGCAGCAGCUACUGCGGUAAUGGUUGCGGGGCGCGCAACGCCGACCUCCGCUGCCGCCGCCGGCUCCUCACGGCGCGAGGCGAGCGCCCGCCUCCCGACGACGAGGACGAGCAAGAUCAGCAGGAUCCGUCGUCGGCACCUGCUGGGGGGUUCGACGCGGCGGUGGCGCUGUUCAACCGCGGCGAGUACCACGCGUGCCACGACGUGGUGGAGGAGCUCUGGUACGGCGCCGAGGAUCCCGCGCGGACGCUCCUCCACGGCGUCCUCCAGUGCGCCGUCGGGUUCCACCACCUCUUCAACCAGAACCACCGCGGCGCGAUGAUGGAGCUCGGUGAGGGCCUCUGCAAGCUCCGCAAGCUCAACCUCGACGACGACGACCCCUUCUCCCGGUUCCGGGAAGAGGUCGCCGACGUGCUGCAGUUCCUCUACCGCACCCAAAAGGAGCUCGCCGCGUGCACCGAUUACCUUUGUUUAACCAUGGAUGGCUCGCCGAGCUCGUACCAGCUGCUCGGCAACUUCGCCGCCGGCCAGCAACUCUACCGGUUUGAAGCUGAUGAUACAGACAACGGCGCUUCUAGCAUCAUCUUUUCCGUAUCUGACGAUCGCACUGCACAGGAAGCUCAUCAUAGAGUGAAACUUCCGACAUUACAUGCCACGGAGCAAAAUCUGACAGAUCUUCAAUGUGCCUACCAACAUAUAUAGCUAGCUCAUCAAGUUGCGUGUUUCAGCUGAGGUUCGGUCGAGUGCCGUGGCUGGACCAUUUAUCUACCAAUGUAUAUAUAUGUAGCCUAGCACAUCAAUUUACGUUUUUCAAUAUGUGUUACCUAUCUCACUGAGUUACGGUUUUGAACGAGAUCUA